Messenger RNA from Liolophura sinensis, 6505 nucleotides. RefSeq lists its product as uncharacterized. Gene Ontology annotation, biological process: IRE1-mediated unfolded protein response; intrinsic apoptotic signaling pathway in response to endoplasmic reticulum stress; protein phosphorylation. Gene Ontology annotation, cellular component: IRE1-TRAF2-ASK1 complex. NCBI's taxonomy places the organism in Eukaryota, Metazoa, Mollusca, Polyplacophora, Chitonida, Chitonidae. Gene Ontology annotation, molecular function: RNA endonuclease activity; protein serine/threonine kinase activity; ATP binding. The transcript is spliced from 17 exons. Bases 53 to 5425 code for a protein of 1790 amino acids. The record is from RefSeq and is a predicted model, not a curated record.
UCUCAUACCAUUUUUAUAAGAAAUAAUCCAAAAAAAGCAUAACAAAGCAAGUAUGAAAUGUGAGAAGAAGAAGAAAAACAAACACAACAAAUCUCCAGAGAAAGGAAAAGCGGGAGAAGAGAAAGAUGGCGCCAGAACGAAAGGCAUUAAACUACUGGACAAACUCUUUGAGGAGAAGACGGCCGAGGAAAUCUUGGCAUUGAGCCAGAAACAUGACGUAAUGGGACUGGGGCCACUGUCCAUGGUGGCUGCCAUGGGUCACGUGACUGGAGUGCGGAAACUUCUCGAAGCUGGAGUGAGCGUGAAUGACCCAUCCUCUAUGGACGGAGAGACGCCUCUGACACUGAGUUCUCGCUCCAAGCACGUGGAGGUUGUCGAGUUGUUGCUGCAGCACCACGCUGACAUAACACAAACAAACAAUGAGGGGGACAACGCUUUCAUGAUUUCCAUUAAAGUUGGAGACCCGAAAGUCGUGAAUAUGCUCUGGAGCUACAGAGCCAAUCUCAAUAUUAACCAUAAGAACAAGAAUUCCAUUUCGGCUCUGCACUAUGCCGCGGAGCGUGGCUGGGAAAGCUGUGUGCAGUUUCUGAUCAUGCAAGGCGCCGAUGUCAAUGCGCAGGACAAGAACGGUUCCACGCCACUGAUUGUUGCCUCCAUUCGAGGCGAUCAGCGCACGGUGGACGUCCUCAUCAAGGCGGGUUGUAACGUGUUGAUCGAGGAUAAGACUGGUUGCACCGCUGUGUGCAGAGCGCUACAAGCAGAGAAGAACAAUCUCACAGAGUUCUUUCUGAAAAAAUUUACGGAGCAGCAGGCUGAUAUCUAUGUCAAGAACCGCGCAGAACGGUUGCGAAAACCGGAAGUACCAAGUCAUGAAGUUGCAUAUUAUUACAAGCAUAUUUUAUUUCCCAUGCUGGAGGAAUUGAGCAAAUACGAAAACUAUCGGGACCUGCUCUUCCGCCAUAAGAUCAUCCCUCAUGCCAUACUGGCCGUGAAUGGCUUUGUUACCUACCCAGAUAUCAUGGCGGCUGUGUGCCAGAUAUUCUCUGCUCUGAUGUAUCACUAUCCAACCUUUGUAGAGGAACGCUUUGCUCUUCAGUUCAUCAAAUCUGGGGGACCAGAUUUGGUUGUUAGAGCCCUGAAAUUCUUCAGCGAAUCUAAAUCUGCAAACCCGAGCGUCCACGAGGAAGGAGUGUGCUUCCUCCCAAUACUCGCAGCAUGUGAAGUACCCAUCGGUCGAGAAUGGCUUCAGAAAAACAGCCUCAAAGUGACACCAUUUACUCGCAAUUUCGAAGUCAGCGUGGACACCAUCGACUUUCCAGGUUCUGGUUCAAAGCUUAAAGCAAAAGUGCUGUGGACUCGUUUCCGAGCUUUUUUCGAUCGAAUGUUGCGAACCCAGUGCGAGCAACAGGAAGCAGAGCUACUGGAGGAAGAGGCAAGGGAGAAAGUCCGAAGAGAGAAAAAGCGCGAGAAGAAGCGACAGCGUCGCCAGCGUCAAAGUCAAAUGAAGCAAGAGCCGGGAGCGGAGGUUGAACAAGAGCCUGGAGAUUGCCUUCCGGAGGUACACGGCAUCCUAUCCUUAGAAGAAAGCAGUAUCAUAUCAGGGCCCUUACUGCGGGACAGCGACAACGACGACGAAGAUACUCCAAACAAUGGAGGGGUCGCUAAAGCAGAAGCCAUGGACACAUUCGUGCAGAAGAUGAAGUCAAUGUUUGCUGAUCCCGAACAGAAACCCACCGGUAAACCAAAUGGAGAAGUAUCAGUAUCUUCUCCAGCAGAAAAACAUGGCCGUGUUGCAUUGUCGGGGAAUCGUUUCGAGGAAAGAAACACAAAUUCAUCAUGCAUGGACGGCGAAGCAAAUGAGCAGUAUGUUAAAAGGAAAAAUGAAAACCGCCAAAAUGCGGGUACCUUGCCUAAUGCACAGGGCCUCUCCGGCAGAAAUGACAUUCAAGAGGAUGGCAUGUACGUUACGGAAGGUUUUUACGACCCUUCUGCUUUAUGUACGGGGACAUUCCCGGGUGAGAACUCAUGGAUUACCGUUGGGGCGAAGAAGACUGUUCCACGACCCCAAGAUAAACUCAUACCUGAAAUGACAGGUGGAACUAACAAAAAGCAGAAAAAGAAAAAGAAAGCCACUGAUAUCGUAGGUAUACCUAGUGCGGUGGUGCACCACCCUUCCACUGUUACGCAGAGUAGCAAUAAUGUCUGGAAUCCCCAAACAGUGACAGAAGAUUGGGAAAUUGGAGUCCCAGAUGGUGAAAUACUCCCAAACUACGAUGACGAAUUUCCUUCGCUGACAUCCAUAGCCCAAAGCCGAAAGCGUCACGCGUCAACAAUGGAGACAAAACCUCGUACGAACCAGCCCACAAGCCACUGCCCAGAAUGGAGAAAAAUAUCUGCCCCACAGCCUGAGCGAAAGGCCCCUAGUCGUACAGAGGUGUCACCAAUGCGCAUUGGAUCGGGAACUGACGACGAGGGGGCAGCUGAAGACGAGGGUUCCCCUGAACCGAAGGCUAGAGCAUGCCGAUCUGACGAUUGCCUAAACCCUCAGGAUACAAUGGACGUCAGUGAAACUCCUACAUGUCCACCAGAGAGCGCGCAGAUCAGGCCCACUCUAGCAAACAUUGCGGUCACACUGUGUACUGAUAAUCACACUAAGGGAAAACUGCAAACUACAAGCACCGCGGUGUCGGAACCACAUCAUCCACUCACGACAUGCCCUCCUCCACAUCUCCCGUGCACAAUACAGCCUGGCAUACCCUGCCAGGAAAGCUAUACGAAUGCAAUGUGCUGGGAUUCAAGGAUGUCUGACUGCUGGCCAGCAGCAACGUCUCCGUCACGCCCACCUCAAAGCGCUUCUGUGACCAUUCCGAGGUGUCCUCCAACGCUUGCUCUCACAGGGAAUCCUCCUACUGGACGGUCGACAACAGCGGGUUUAUGCAUGCCAGGGUUUCAUGAUGCUGUAGACACCAAACCAUGGUAUUCGAAUGUAACGAGCAUCUGUUUAGAUCAAGAUCCGCUGCCACAAACCCUUACAUCCAAGCAACCUCUCACUGAGCCUUUGGAUGGACACGGAAGAAACGCCCAGAAUCAGUGUGAAACGACAACAGAUAACCGACCAUUUGUUGAGUACCAGCGGGCCAGACCAAAGGAAGACGAGAGGAUGGGCAAUAUUCACAAUAUUCCAACCACUCUCAACUGUGACGAAGUCCCACCCUGUAUCCCACAUAAAUUAGCACUUCGUCCACAACAAGUGCCGUAUGGAGUCUUACCUAGAGAUACCUCUGAAAUACACCAGUCAAGGGCCCAUGAUCUCUUUGACCACAACACUCGCACACCGUCGGAGCAGAUACCAAAGCCGACAGCAUACAAGCAUUUAUCACAUCAAAGCGACGAAUCCAAAGAGAGAUUUCAAAAGAAUAACUUACCACGGGAUCAAGUUCAGCAGGUGUCUAACUUUCCGUCGGAGGAGACCAUCAGAAAUGCCACGACACUUUGCGCCCAGCAGAUCGCUACCCUCGCCGAGCUUCAUUACCAAAGGUCUUUAAUGCAGGCCCAGAAUGAAACAUCUAACAAAGCCAGUGAGCGUACCGAAAAAGCGCCAUUUCAAAGGUUGGUGGAAGCAAACUUUAAGGACUGUCAAACAUUUGCUAGAACGAACGUUUCUGAAGCCCCUGAACAGUGUUUGCCAACUGAAGAGAUGACCUUGGAGAACUCGCCGCUUCAGUUUUACAUGGACGAAACUGAAGGUGACCAACCUGACACGAGAAAGCAAGAACCGGAUCCUACAGCCAACUUCCCCAAGUUCCACACUUCCGUUCCGGAAGAGUGGCCAUUUAAUAAACCACCACCAGGUAUGGAUGCAAUGGAAGCCCUCCGACUGGAGCAUAUCCGCCAGUGGCGACACCAAGUUGAAAACCCUGACAACGUCAUGCAGCAUGACUACCAGUACUAUUACUCAACCCUCAGCGAACAAGCCAAGCAGAUCCUUGAUAAGGAUUGUAAGAACGUGGGGAGCAUCGUCAACAUGCUAAACUCGGUUGUUCCCGAACUGGGUGCGACAGGUUGCCAAGCACGUGGCAGCUCUACCCAUGCACCUGGUCGACCGAACCUCGCCCCCAGUACAGGAUGUCCAGCCGCGUCCCCAGAGAACAACAUGUACCAUGGAGUUCGGUGGACGUCAAAGAGUGCUCGAUGGAGGAACAAAUUCCAGGAGUUGUUGUCUGACCCACAUCAGAACACCAAGCUCAUUGGCUGUAUUCGUGUCCCUAAAGACGAAGAAAGUUUCUGUCUGAGGAAAAGCUCUCCAGGAACCACCCUCGGUGUUAUAGUAGACGGGAGUGAGGUAGCUGUCACCAAGGUGCGCUUGGAUCAGCUGCCGGAAAUGUUUACCAGUGUGAGCGGACUGUUAUCUGACCACGCGGACCACCUGUUCCUGAUGAAAUACUUGGCCGUUGAACAAAAAGGAGAGCACUGCUAUAUCGCUAAGGAACUGUGUGAGUACACCCUGGAGGAAUACAUCCGGAUCCUGCAUCUCAAUCAUCGUCUUGAUCCCCUGUGCUCUGACCGCCUGGUGUGGCAGUUGCUCAAAGGAUUGAAACAUCUUCAUGACAACUGUAAAAUCGUUCAUCACAACCUGAGGCCGACCAACAUACUGGUGGAUAAAGCUGGGAAGAUAAAGCUGGCAGACUUCGGCUUGAGACACUCGGCUAUGGAGAGGACUGCCAUUCAGUCACUUCCGGAACUCGACCGUCGCUGCUGGCAGCCAUGUGAAGUGCUGGUGUCCAACUCUGAUGCCUGCUAUACUAUCAAGUCCGAUAUUCAGGUGGCUGGCAUGCUGAUAUACUACAUCCUGAGUGGCGGCAGCCACCCUUAUGGAAAGUCCCCGUUUGAGAUAGAGACGAACAUCUGCCGGAACUGGCACCAGCUAACCUACAUCAGUGAGGAGGCGAACGACAUGGUCCUGUCAAUGCUCUCUUACACACCCCUCUCCCGCCCCACCGUUGCAGAGGCGCUAAGGCACCCGUAUUUUUGGUCCGAAGAGAAGAGGUUCAGGUUUUUGCUCAUCGUUGGCUCUGACAUUCUGAAGGAACUCAAAGGAGGAGCGAGCGGAACUUCUGUCACAGAUCACGUGAACAUCAUUUAUGGACCAGCCGUAUCUGCAGACUGGAUUUCCCAGAUUGACCCGGAACUAGUCCGAGAGAUGCAUCUGUUCCGCCAGUACCGGAACUCAAUUCCCGAACUUGUCCUCUUCAUCUACAACUGCUGUCUACAUUUCGACAAACUGAGCGCUGAUGCCAGGGAAAUACUGGAUGACCCGUGCAAGUAUUUCAACACGAAAUUUCCCACCUUAUUCAUGGCCGUCUACCGCAUCCUGCGCACAUCAGAGACCGUCACUGCCCGGAAGUGCUAUAUGUCUUUCUUCUAGUUCCUAAAGAGCAAGGAAACUGUCAUUUUGUCUCACAUUUUAUAGAAGAUAUUUAGUAAUCUUUUUUCAGUUGGAUUUUAAAACAUUAUUUUUUAAGGCAAUCAGAACAUUUUCAAGAGUUUAUACAGUUUUUCUAGAUUCAUGAAUGAUAUUCAGCAAUUUUAAAACUGUGCAUUCUAUUUACACAAAGGACAGUAUUCAUUACUGUAAUCCUGCUGAAUAUGGCAACUGUUAUGUCUUUCAUUGGAAUACCACAUUACCAGUAAACGUUUCUAUUGUCUAAUAACGGUAGUGAUAUGGGGAAUAUAUUUAUAUAUGGAUACUCUAUUUUAUAUACAUAUACUGGACAAUUUAGAGCACAUUUAUCGUGAAUUUGAUAAAAUAUUUUUACUAACAUAUAACUAUUUACGUUCAAAGAAUCGGAGAAACAUUACAACGGAUUUGAUGGCUAUUUUUUAUUAUUAUUUAGCAUUCACACAUGUAUUUGUAUGGAAGGGUUUGAUUUACGUUUACAUGAACGCAUGCAGACUUACAUAUGAUGGGGGUUCACCAUUCUGAGAUGAGCUAGGGUUUCAGCGUAUGUCAUAGGCUUUGGGGCUUAGGGACUGUGCUGAUUCUAAACUGCUGAUUGGCUUUUCGUAAAAUGAGACGUAAAACGGAAUGUGAAAAUGAGAGUACAUGUGUUUGGUUUGUGAAUUUACCAAAGUAUUUGUUAAUGGGAGAGACACGAAUGAAUGCGGAGUAUGUGUAAAUAUAUAAAGUAUGUGAACGGCUAGUGCGUGUAAAUGGAUGGUGUACGUGUAAACAUGUGAAGUAUGUGAAUGGUGGUGCUUCUGUGAAUGGUUGGUACACGUAAAUGGGUGGCUUAUGCGUGAAUAUGUGAAUGGUUGGUGUGUGUAAAUGUGUUGCGAGUAUGUAAGAAUGUAAAGCAUGUGGAUGGUUAUUGCAUGUGUGAAUGAUUGAAACCUGUAAAUGGGUGGCGUACGUUUGAAUAUGUGAAGUGUGUGAAUGGUUUGGUGACAAAUGGUGGCAUUGGUGCAAAUCAACAGUGUGUGAAAUUGAGUGAAGUGGAUGAUUGGA